GGCCGACCGUCUCAUCCCGCGCAACUUGGGGACGGACAGUGGCCGUUUGGUGUUGAAUGUUCCCCUCGGAGAGCGCAUGGCUGCGGAAGCGAGGUGCGGGCCGGGCCCCCGAGCGGCCGCCGUAUGGGAGGCGGUGAUGCUACUGCUGUGCUUGGGAGUCCCGACCGGGCGCCCCUACAACGUGGACACCGAGAGCGCGCUGGUUUACAAGGGCCCCGCCGACACCCUGUUCGGCUACUCGGUGGUGCUGCACAGCCACGGGGCUAACCGAUGGCUCGUAGUCGGGGCGCCCACGGCCAGCUGGCUCGCCAACACUUCAGUGGUCAAUCCUGGGGCGAUUUACAGAUGCAGGAUUGGAAAGAACCCAGAGCGGACGUGCGAACAGCUCCAGCUGGGUAGCCCUAAUGGAGAACCUUGUGGAAAGACUUGUUUGGAAGAAAGAGACAAUCAGUGGUUGGGGGUCACGCUUUCCAGACAGCCAGGAGAAAAUGGCUCCAUUGUGACUUGUGGGCAUAGAUGGAAAAAUAUAUUUUACAUAAAGAAUGAAAAUAAGCUCCCCACGGGUGUUUGCUAUGGAAUGCCCUCUGAUUUACGAACAGAGCUGAGUAAAAGAAUAGCUCCAUGCUAUCAAGAUUAUGUGAGAAAAUUUGGAGAAAAUUUUGCAUCAUGUCAAGCUGGAAUAUCUAGUUUUUACACAGAGGACUUAAUUGUGAUGGGAGCUCCAGGAUCGUCCUAUUGGACCGGCUCUCUUUUUGUCUACAAUAUAACUACAAAUAAAUACAAAGCUUUUUUAGACAAACACAAUCAAGUGAAAUUCGGAAGUUAUUUAGGAUACUCGGUUGGAGCCGGUCAUUUUCGGAGUCGGCACACUACCGAAGUAGUUGGAGGAGCCCCUCAACAUGAACAGAUUGGUAAAGCAUACAUAUUCAGCAUUGAUGCAAAAGAACUAAAUAUCUUACAUGAAAUGAAAGGUAAAAAGCUUGGGUCUUAUUUCGGAGCUUCUAUCUGUGCCGUGGACCUCAACGCAGAUGGCUUCUCAGACCUACUUGUGGGAGCUCCCGUGCAGAGCACCGUCAGGGAGGAAGGAAGAGUGUUUGUGUACAUCAACUCUGGCUCUGGAGCAGUAAUGAAUGAAAUGGAAAUAGAGCUCAUUGGAAGUGACAAAUAUGCUGCAAGAUUUGGGGAAUCUAUAGUCAAUCUUGGCGACAUUGAUAAUGAUGGCUUUGAAGAUGUUGCUAUUGGAGCUCCACAGGAAGAUGACUUGCGAGGUGCUAUUUAUAUUUACAAUGGCCGAGCAGAUGGGAUCUCGUCAGCCUUCUCACAGAGAAUUGAAGGGCUUCAGAUCAGCAAAUCAUUAAGUAUGUUUGGACAGUCUAUAUCUGGACAAAUUGAUGCAGAUAAUAAUGGAUAUGUAGAUGUAGCAGUUGGUGCUUUUCGGUCUGAUUCUGCUGUGCUGCUAAGGACGAGACCUGUAGUGAUUGUCGAAGCUUCUUUAAACCAUCCUGAGUCAGUAAAUAGAACAAAUUUUAACUGUAUUGAAAAUGAAUUGCCUUCUGUGUGCAUGGAUCUAACACUCUGUUUCUCAUAUAAGGGCAAAGAGGUUCCAGGUUAUAUCGUUUUGUUUUAUAACAUGAGCCUGGAUGUGAACCGAAAGGCAGAGUCUCCAUCGAGAUUUUACUUUUCUUCCAAUGGAACUUCUGAUGUGAUUACAGGAAGCAUAAAAGUAUCAAGCAGAGUGGCUAACUGUAAAACACAUCAAGCAUUUAUGCGGAAAGAUGUACGGGACAUCCUCACCCCAAUUCAGAUUGAAGCCGCUUACCACCUGGGGCAUCAUGUCAUCAGUAAACGAAGUACAGAGGAAUUCCCACCACUUCAGCCAAUUCUUCAGCAGAAGAAAGAAAAAGACAUCAUUGCAAAAACAAUAAACUUUGCAAGAUUUUGUGCCCAUGAAAACUGUUCUGCUGAUUUACAGGUUUCUGCAAAAAUUGGAUUUUUGAAGCCACAUGAAAAUAAAACCUAUCUUGCUGUUGGAAGUAUGAAGACAUUAAUGUUGAACGUGUCCUUAUUUAAUGCCGGAGAUGAUGCAUAUGAGACAACUCUGCAUAUCAGACUACCCGCUGGUCUUUACUUCAUCAAGAUUUUAGAUCUGGAAGAGAAACAAAUAAACUGUGAAGUAACAGACAGCUCUGGCAUAGUAAAACUUGACUGCAGGGUUGGUUAUAUAUAUGUAGAUCACCUAUCAAGGACAGAUGUUAGCUUUCUUCUGGAUGCCAGCUCACUCAGCAGAGCAGAAGAGGAUCUCAACUUCACAGUGCACGCCGCCUGUGAAAAUGAAGGAGAUACAGGCAACGUGAAGCGUAACAAAGUGACUUUAACAGUACCUCUCAAGUAUGAAGUCAUGCUAACUGUUCAUGGGUUUGUAAACCCAACUUCGUUUGUGUAUGGACCAAAGGAGGAAAAUGAGCCUGAAACGUGCAUGGCAGAGAAAAUGAACUUCACUUUCCACGUGAUCAACACUGGCCAAAGCAUGGCUCCAAAUAUUAGUGUGGAAAUAAUGAUACCAAAUUCUUUUAUUCCCCAAACUGAUAGACUGUUCAACAUUUUGGAUGUCCAGACUACUGCUGGAGAAUGCCAUUUUAAGAAUUACCAAAGAAAGUGUGCAUUAGAGCAGAAAAAAGGCACAAUGGAGACCCUGAAAGAUAUAUUCAAAUUUUUGUCAAAGACUGAUAAGAGGCUACUGUACUGCAUGAAAGCUGAUCCACAUUGUUUAAAUUUCUCAUGCAAUUUUGGGAAAAUGGACAGUGGAAAAGAAGCCAGUGUUCACAUUCAGUUGGAAGGUCGGCCAUCCAUUUUAGAAAUGGAUGAGACUAGAGCCCUGAAGUUUGAAAUAAGAGCAACAGCUUUUCCAGAGCCAAAUCCAAAAGUUAUUGAACUAAACAAGGAUGAGAAUGUUGCACAUGUUCUACUCGAAGGACUACAUCAUCAAAGACCCAAACGCCAUUUCACUAUAGCGAUUAUUUUAAGUAGCUUGCUACUUGGACUUAUUUUACUUUUAUUGAUUUCAUAUGUUAUGUGGAAGGCUGGCUUCUUCAAAAGACAGUACAAGUCUAUCCUACAAGCAGAAAACAGAAGAGACAGUUGGAGUUACAUUAACAGUAAAAGCAAUAAAGAUGAUUGAAGACUUCUUUCAAAUUGAGAGAAUAACAGACUCAGGUUACAGUAUACUAAAAAAAUUUUAGACAUUGUUUACAAGAAACCGUGAAUUUUGCUCAGACUUCUUCUAUGUACUUCUUUUAGUUAUGACCUUGUGACAUGUUGUUAUGUCUUAAUGCAGAUGAAAAAUCCAAGCAAUGAUUAUUCUGAGAGAAAA
Eubalaena glacialis (North Atlantic right whale) is the source of this 3370-nucleotide messenger RNA. RefSeq names its product integrin subunit alpha 4 (gene ITGA4). The transcript is spliced from 28 exons. The coding region runs from base 77 to 3178 and encodes 1033 amino acids. Gene Ontology annotation, cellular component: external side of plasma membrane; integrin complex. The record is from RefSeq and is a predicted model, not a curated record. Gene Ontology annotation, biological process: cell-cell adhesion; cell adhesion mediated by integrin; cell-matrix adhesion. NCBI's taxonomy places the organism in Eukaryota, Metazoa, Chordata, Mammalia, Artiodactyla, Balaenidae. Gene Ontology annotation, molecular function: integrin binding.